This is a messenger RNA of Microsporum canis CBS 113480, 495 nucleotides long. RefSeq lists its product as uncharacterized. The record is from RefSeq and is a predicted model, not a curated record. NCBI's taxonomy places the organism in Eukaryota, Fungi, Ascomycota, Eurotiomycetes, Onygenales, Arthrodermataceae. Bases 1 to 495 code for a protein of 164 amino acids. The transcript is spliced from 3 exons.
AUGGGUGAAGUCGGCGCGAAGAUGAAGAAGACGAAGACGGCGACCUUUGAUCCAUUCCAUAGUCUUCUGGGUAUCAUUCACGGAGGAGAAGAGGGUUUGGCGGCCGUGGAGGUUCAAGAUAGGUGCAGCAGAGAGCCUGCGGGUGGUGGUAUACAGCUACAUGUCGACAGACACCAGCAACAUCCUCAGGGAAAUCGCACCAAGGACGGAGUGGUACGCCCGAAAAUAGACCACUUAGGGCAUAUAUUGAAUUAUCUAUUGGCGGCCGUUGACAUCGUACUCCGUACAACCGAAUUGUUAGUCGGGGCGGCGUAUGUUCACAGCAGCUGCCCGGCCCCCGUUAUCUACUGGGAAUAUGUCUUUGAAACAGGCCUAGAAGUUGGUCUAUCUGGCCCGAUGAUGCUGGUAGCCAAGUCUCUACUCGAGGCCACUCUGUUGGUUCAGAAGCUGUCACCAGAGCUAGAAACGUUACUCCGCACUCCAAUCAGUGAAUGA